CACAUGAAAGACACAAGCCGCUCUUCGAUAGAUGGACCGGAUCAAUUAUCCCUCCGCGUGAAGAUAGGUGGCGCGAGAAGCUCAAACAGAAACAGGAGGCGCUAGAGCGGAUCUGACCGAUCUACCGCCGGGCCGAGCCUCUAGAACCAGAACCUGCCCGAACUCAGCGGACCGUUUCAAUCCGCGGGUUCUUCCUCGGCCGGGAAACAUCCAGCUUCCUCCUCCUCCUCCUCCUCCUCCGCUUCUUGUUCUCUCCCUGUAGUCAAUCAGCAGGCUGCGCCUGUACAGCUUCACCUGAGCAGACAGACAGCAAAGACUCUCCUCUCACCAGACAUCAGGCAGACGGGCACGCGGGUGGCGGUGCGCGCUCCUUAACAAAGUGCUGGAAGUGGUCAUGGCGCGUGCGGACUAGUUGUGCAGCGGGUUUCGGAGUUCUGGGAGCAGGUUCGAGUUGGGGAACUGGUCCGGGACUUACUGGUGUGUGCUGUGUCCAGACAGCACGAGAAGCACAUGAGACACGGAGACCCGGAUCCAUGAAGCGGAUGAUGGCGGAGGGUCCCCGCUGCAAGAGGCGCAAACAGGCCAACCCCCGCAGGAAGAACGCGCUGAAUUAUGACAUCGUGUUGGAAACGCCCUCUGAGACGGAUGAGGAAGACAAGAUGCCGCUCUGUGAUGACAACAGCUCCACGGGAGGAGGAAGACGGCGUGCCGGCGAAGAAGCAGGAAGUCCUUCUCCUCCAGUCAGCCAUGCCACACUGUCCAUGCAGGAGAACCCAGAUCAGCACCAGGAGGACAAAAACCUAGCAACACACCUUCACAGCAUCUCUGAACUGGAUGAUUACUUCCUGAAGCAAAAACUGGAGGAUGGCGAUAGUACUCCACCAACAAUUACUGAGUACCUGCAGCGCAGCAGCACCGCCAUCAUUUACCCAGAAGCCCCGGAGGAAGCAGCAAGAGUGAACACACCUGAGGCAGCUGGUCACGAGGAAAGUGAAAACGACCCUCUACCCACCACGGAUGACUUUGCUCAGCUGCUCACAUGUCCGUACUGCCACCGCGGCUACAAGCGCCUGACAUCUCUGAAGGAGCACAUCAAAUAUCGCCAUGAAGGGAUGGACGAAAGACUCUCCUGCCUGCUGUGCUCUGAGAGCUUUACUCACAGAGCACAGCUGGAGCGUCACAUGACCUCACACAGGUCUACCAUGGACCAGCUGCUGAUGCUCAGCGAAGGAACUGCAAACCGCAAAUUCAAGUGCAGUGAGUGUGGCAAAGCCUUCAAGUACAAGCACCACCUGAAGGAGCACCUACGUAUUCACAGCGGUGAGAAGCCAUACGAAUGCUCCAACUGUAAGAAACGCUUCUCCCAUUCUGGAUCCUACAGUUCCCACAUCAGCAGCAAGAAAUGUGUUGGCCUGAUUGCACUUCAUGGACGAUUACGCAACGGAAAGCCUGGCACCUCCCCAAGCUCCACAAUUUCUUCACCUGGAAGCCCUGCCCUUUCCCAUCUCCAGCACAAACUGGAAAAUGUACGAACACUUGGCUCAAAAGAUCAGCACAGUCAGCUGGACUUGAAUGAGUACCGGCUGCUGAUGGCUUCACAGUAUGGGUUUGGGGUACCAGAUAUCUGCCUAAAUGGUCAUAGUCGAAGCCCUCUUGACAUCCACAGUUCCUCUCAGAGCUCCCUUCAGCAUCUAGGUGACAUGGGACUUGAUCUCUCCUUGCUGGGCUACACAGUACCUCUUGGAAACAGCCUGAGUGAUGUGCAGAAGGUGCUUCCGAUUGUGGACAAUACCGUUUGCAGGCAGAGGACAGACAGUAACCCAGAACAGUUAUCCAAGCUCAGAGCCUACAUGAAGGAGCUUGGGGCUCAUAUGGAUGCCCAGGCUGGCUUUAAUGUGGGCCAAAGCAACCUCACCAAGAGCAUCAUUGACAACACACCGGAAAAGGUCAGUGAGGCCAAGAAUCUUAUCAGUGAGUCUAAGAUGCAACUAAAUGUUAAAGAAGAGAAAACAAAUCAAUCAGUUGCUAUCCUUAAUGAAGAGAAGUUCCCUGAUGCACAGAACCAGCUGCUUCUGUUCUCCUGCCAACACUGCAAGGAGACCUUCCCCGGGCCCAUCCCACUACACCAACAUGAGCGCUACUUGUGCAGCAUGAACGAGGAGAUCAAAGCAAUUCUGCAGCCUGCAGAAAACAGUCCUACCAGCUGCAGGGGGCUGAUAACUGAUACUGACAAGCCCAGAAGCCCCAACAACCAUUUCAACACCUGUGGGUCAGUACUGAAUUCUUACUUUGCCAUGAAAACUGAACCCAACUCUGAGGAACUGCUUAAGAUUUCCAUCGCCAUUGGCCUUCCUCAGGAGGCUGUCAAGGAGUCAUUUGCCGAGUGGAAGAGUCAAAACCAUGACACCGGUGAUUUGAGGGAACAGUUGAGCCUUCCUAACCACAGUUCACUGGACCACAGUCUAAACCAGUCUUCAGUCUCACUCUCUGCAAUAAAUUUGCAUGAUGGUUUUGCUAAAAGUGAUGCUAUUCACAGACUUACCAAGGCCAACCACUUUACAGCCAAUGAGAAGACAACAGUUGGCAGACCUCUUGAUCCAACAGACCAUUCAAGGAGCAACACUUCAUCACCCCUAAACCUGUCCUCUAUUUCCUCCAAACACUCCCAGAGUAGCUCUUACACUCCCAACAGCCUCACUCCUGAGGAUGUCCGUGGAGAUAUUCCACUGGAUCUGUCUCUGCCUAAACACUUGGUGCAGAAAAAAACCAGACUUAGUGGUUUCAUCAAAGAACACAAUGUAGAUGUUUCAGGGUAUGAACACAGCACUGGACCAUUAGACUUUGUCAGCAUUAAGGAGGUAGUUCUAGGUUCUAGGAGUAGAGGGAACUCCCAUGACCAGCUGGAGAAAAACCUGAGUCCCAUCUUUGGGAUUAAUCCAUUUACUGGUGGUUCUGUCUACAACACUCUGCAGCCUAAUGGAGUCUUUCCUCCGCCCACCUUCUUAAGUGCUUCUCAGGCAACCAUCCCUGGCUUCAGGCCCUUUCCAGGCCUCGACACCAUGGGCUUUCUGCCCCAUGUCGCAUAUUCCUAUGCCACAGGAGCUGCAACAUUUGCUGAAGUGCAGCAGCAAAGGAAGUACCAACGGAAAGCAGGUUUCCAGGGGGAGCUGCUGGAUGGGACUACAGAAUAUCUGUCAGGCGUAGAUGACCUGACAGACAGCGACACGCCACUCUCCAGGAAGAAGAUAAGGAAGACUGAAAGUGGUAUGUACGCGUGUGACAUGUGCGACAAAACAUUCCAGAAGACCAGUUCCCUCCUAAGACACAAAUAUGAGCACACAGGUAAACGUCCACAUCAGUGCCAGAUUUGUAAGAAGGCCUUCAAGCACAAACACCACCUGAUUGAGCACUCACGCCUGCACUCUGGAGAAAAGCCCUAUCAGUGUGACAAGUGUGGCAAGCGCUUCUCACACUCAGGCUCGUACUCUCAGCACAUGAACCACCGAUAUUCAUACUGCAAGAGGGAGGCUGAGGAGCGAGAGGCUGCCCAGAGGGAGGCAAGGAACCAGAGAGGGCUGGAGCCCACAGAGCUGCUGCUGGGAGGGGGCUUCCUACAGGACCUGGGAUCCCUGGGAUACUCAGACACUGAAGACCAGAUGGAGGACAAUACCAUCCUGGGGGACAGCGGAGAUGGGGGAGGGGGACAGGAGAGGGGGGAGGUGAAGGAGGGAGUGACAGAUCAACAGCAAAGUGACAACAGGAGCCACUUUGUGAUGGACAUGAAGGACAAAGACUCUAUGCAGCAAAUGGAAGAAUGUCCACCAGACAGCAUGCUGGACUAGGACACCUGAUGGAUACAGAACCGGGUCAGAUCAGUCCAGUUCUGCUCAUUCAUUGACUGGAAGAUAGAAGUCAGAGCAAAUCAGUAUGUCAAAUAUGAAGUGUGUGUCCACCUGCUGGAUAAUGUGCUAUCUUACCCCCCCCCCCCCCCCCC
Messenger RNA from Nothobranchius furzeri (turquoise killifish), 3994 nucleotides. RefSeq names its product zinc finger E-box binding homeobox 2a (gene zeb2a). The record is from RefSeq and is a predicted model, not a curated record. NCBI's taxonomy places the organism in Eukaryota, Metazoa, Chordata, Actinopteri, Cyprinodontiformes, Nothobranchiidae.